AUGCCAGCAGCAACGACAACGGCACCGGCAACAAACCGCGCCCGUGGCAAACAUUGCGAUCACUCAGUCCAAUGCACCACUGAGACAGCCAUGACGGAAGCAAGCAACAACAACAACAAUACUAAUAACAACAACAACAGUACAAGCGACUUCAACGGUCGGCACUCGGCAUCACCAGCCCGCACCAUAGACUCGCACGACUCGACCACAGGGAGCAUGGACACCAUUGUGGAUCGCAGUCUGAAUCGGGAGGAGCUGCUUCAGGUGGCCACCAACAACAUAGAGCGCAGCACGAACACAACAAAUGCCCAGGAGACGGGCAAUGAUAGUCUGACCAAUUCACAGAUAGCGAUGCUACAGCAGCGGGAUCAGAGUGAGCCGGCGGGUGAGUCGGAGGAGAGCGGCCGCCAGGAUGCACAGAGUCACAUCUAUUCGAGUCCCGUGUACGAUCAGAAGCCGCAGCCACUGAAGCUGACAGCAGCCACAUUGCUGGCCAAUGCGCUUGGCGAAGAUGCAGCCAAGCAGAGUCUGGUGGACAAUGUGGUGGACGACAUGAAGAAGCCCAAGCUAAUCACACAUCAGGAGUUCAAACAGCAACUGGAGGAGGCCAUGGCCACGCGCGGUCAGUUACCGGCGGCUGGAGCGGCAAAGAAUGCGGCCAACACAAUCGACUCGCGCAUCAGCAAGAAGCAGCGCUUUCCGCCCGAGUUCAUCAAAUACAAGGAGGGGAGCAGUGGCGAUGAUGGCGCCGGCUCCUCGUUGUCGAUGAAGGGGCGCCGCAAGUAUCGGGCUAGCAACGAGUGCUGUUCUGCGUUCCCCCUGCAAAUUGUGCUCGGCACACUUCAACUGGUCUUGGCCGUCUCGCUGGUGGCGCUCGGCUCGCUGCUGAUCGUGCGCGACGCGGCCUUGUCGAUGGCCGGCUGUGGCAUUUGGACGGGUCUGACGGCAGCCGUUACCGGCUCACUGGGCGUGGUCAGCAUGCGCAAAACACAGACGGCCUUUUUAGCUCUCAGCCUGGUUUGUAUAGCUACCAGCACGCUGGCGUUGGCCAUUUCGGGUGUGGGCCUGUCGCGUGACCUCAAUCGCAUGGCCGAGGAGAAGGCACAGUUCGACCUCAUGAACACCAAUAGCGAAGUUUCGGCCGCAUGUGGUUUAAUAUUCGCCCUGUUUUUACAUUUCGUUGUCAGCAUUGUGUCCGUCUACCGCUGUGCUCUGCAGAUUUGCACCAAAUCUCAGCACAGUGAAUUGCGCGAUGUUAUCAUCAAAUCGAACGCCUCUGGCAUUGCUCUCGAUCAGCAAAAGGUGGAGCAGUAUAUCAAGGCCAUGUCGCUCAGUGGCAGUGAAAAAGAAAACACGGAAAAACUCGCUGCUAUGUGGAUGUAUGCCACGCACAUGGGCAGUCUGCCCCCACCCUCUGUUCGCAAGUUAACGCCCCCUUCACGUCCCAUUAUGCUCAUUCCAGCCUCGGCUGCCGGUAGUGAGCUACUGCCACCACCACCACCGACACGUCUGCCACCGCCGCCCCCGCCAGGUGGAAUGCUGCUGCCCGUACCUGCGCCGCCCCAGUACAGAGGCAUGACUCUGCCCUACGUAAGGCCUGGUUCUGUGCUUUAUGCCCAUCCCGCCAGUCUAAGCGGCACGUAUCGGACCCACAAGAGCACCAAGUCAGCGGAGUUAAAUGGCCAGCGACGACGUCGUCGAGCCGGCAAGUCGGACGCCAAUCGUCGACAGCGCCGUAAAUCCGAAGCCGAUAUGCUAGACGGCACCCCCAAUUUUCAAUAUACCGGCUUGGAUCGCGCCAUAGCCGACAGUUUCCUGGCCCGUCAAGAGCAGUCUCAGGCGGGCAGUCAUAUUGAUUACUCCUCGUCUACGUCCUCGGCGACAAGUGAAGCGUUCGGCCAUCAGCCGGCGCUAGCAUCGGCGUCUGCCUCGCGGGCUUCGUCCAAGACAAAAAUCGUAUGCCGGGAUGUGGUGAUGUGA
Molecule: messenger RNA, 1980 nt
Organism: Scaptodrosophila lebanonensis
Lineage: Eukaryota; Metazoa; Arthropoda; Insecta; Diptera; Drosophilidae
Exons: 6
Coding region: 1-1980 (659 amino acids)
Cellular component (GO): membrane
Source: RefSeq, a predicted model, not a curated record